AUGGGAUCUUCCAGCUUCAUCCCCGCUCCAGUGGUACAUCUAUCAGCCAAGAUGGACAGACAGACCAUCAUUGAGACCAACCGGUCGCUGCGCAACAUCAAGAACGAACUCGAGAACCUCCUUGAAAAGGGCGUGAUUACCGAGGACGCCUACGACAACAUCCACGCUACCCUCCCCGCUGAGACUCCUCUUCACGGAGCCGCCAACCGCGCCGCCCCUCAAGCCUCUACCCCCGUCCAGCAUUCCAACCCCACUUCUCCCCCGACGGCCGACCUUGCCGCCCUCAACAUUCAGCCGAAUCCCUCUCCGGCACCGCCGUCCUACGCCCAGACAGGACCCCCAUCUCUCCCGUCUCGCCAGCCUGAGAAGCCCAUCCUCGCGCAUGCCCGCGCCCUGUACCGGUACGCCGGCGCCGACGCCCGCGAUGUCUCGUUCGAGCGUGACGACCGCAUUGCCAUUCAUGAGUACAUGAACGCCGACUGGUGGAUGGGUCGCAACCUCCGCACCGGCCAGGAGGGCAUCUUUCCCAAGACGUACGUUCUUGUCGAGCAGGACUCGGCUAAGGGCGCCUUCGCCCCGCAGCCUCAGUACGCCCCCCAGCAAGCCCAGUGGGCUCCUCAGCAACAGCAAUAUGCGCCCCAGCAGCCCGUAUACGGACAGCCGCCUCAGGGCCCCCCACCCCAACAGAACCCAUACAACGCGGACGCUCCACCUCAGGCUGUGGCGGACCAAAACACCAACGCUGAGGGCAGCGGCGGCGGCAAGGCUGGCGAGAUGGGUAAGAAGUUUGGCAAGAAGCUUGGAAACGCUGCCAUCUUCGGUGCUGGUGCCACCAUCGGUUCCAACAUUGUCAACAGCAUCUUCUAG
This is a messenger RNA of Colletotrichum truncatum, 867 nucleotides long. Its product is annotated as SH3 domain-containing protein. Gene Ontology annotation, molecular function: protein binding. The record is from RefSeq and is a predicted model, not a curated record. NCBI's taxonomy places the organism in Eukaryota, Fungi, Ascomycota, Sordariomycetes, Glomerellales, Glomerellaceae. Gene Ontology annotation, cellular component: ESCRT-0 complex. Gene Ontology annotation, biological process: protein transport to vacuole involved in ubiquitin-dependent protein catabolic process via the multivesicular body sorting pathway.